AGACGAUUAACAUCCGAUGAUGCAUGUUCCUCAUCCGCAGUUGAACAGGAGAGUCGCCAGCAUGUUGCAAAUGGCAAGGACGUUCCUUUCGAAAUCCCAUCAAGGCGUAUGCCAUCUCAAAAUCUCCAGCAUAUACCACCACCGGAUCCCCGGCAGAAUACUCCAACUGGAUUUCCACACAACCGUUCAGUUGGCAGUGACGGCUUCGAGCUGAAACAACCAGCACCUCAAUUGCGAACAUCAAUGAUGCGUGAUGAGCACACAGGAAAGAUGGUCACAGUCGUUCGAGGUGACGAUGACGAUUUCGAAGAUCCUAGACGCGGCCGUGACCAGCCAACCGGCUUGGACGGGAACUGGCGGGAUCCACGACGACAAGCAGGACCGUGUGCUCCACACCCAAAAUAA
Ostertagia ostertagi is the source of this 405-nucleotide messenger RNA. The record is from the annotation of a GenBank genome assembly. Lineage: Eukaryota; Metazoa; Nematoda; Chromadorea; Rhabditida; Trichostrongylidae.